This is a messenger RNA of Mesitornis unicolor (brown roatelo), 1345 nucleotides long. It is a transcript of the gene RAB11FIP1, whose product is annotated as RAB11 family interacting protein 1 (class I). The annotation marks the transcript as partial. The transcript is spliced from 3 exons. Gene Ontology annotation, biological process: regulated exocytosis. Gene Ontology annotation, cellular component: intracellular membrane-bounded organelle. NCBI's taxonomy places the organism in Eukaryota, Metazoa, Chordata, Aves, Mesitornithiformes, Mesitornithidae. The record is from RefSeq and is a predicted model, not a curated record. Gene Ontology annotation, molecular function: small GTPase binding.
GUGGUACAAGCUUUGCUCCAAACCAGGGAAAAAGGAGAAGGAGAGAGGGGAGAUCGAGGUGGAUAUCCAGUUCAUGAGAAGCAACAUGACGGCCAGCAUGUUCGACCUGUCCAUGAAGGACAAGGCUCGCUCUCCUUUCGGCAAGCUCAAAGAGAAGCUGAAGGGGAAGAGGAGCAGCGCCCUCUCGGACACAGCCUCAGCGAUCGUUCCCAGCACAACGCACUCCCCUGCUGACAGCGAGGACGAGUCGGUCGAGAAGGAGAAGAAGAAAUCCAAGUUCAAAAGCUUGUUUUCCAAGCCUGGCCUUUCCAAGACCUCCCUCUCCCAGUCCAUGUCAGUCCUGCCGACGCUGCAGCCCGUCACCCAGAAGGUUCGGCUUCGGCCCAGCGACUUCCAGUUGCAAUGGGAUGAGGAGGAGUCCGAGAUCUCUCCGACCUCGGAAAAAGCCUUUGGAAAUGGCCUGGAAGAGAAGUCCUCUCCUUCUCCUGUAUUUAAAACCCGUAAAACGGCAACUUUGGACAGCAGGCAACUGAACCAGGUAACCGCUGGCCACACCAAGAGAGAAGGGCUCUCCUUAUUCAGCGGCCUUAAAUCCAAGAGCGAUCCCGUCUCCAAGUCCAGUCUGUGCAUCAACGGCAGCCACGUCUACAUGGAGGAGAGCACCCCGAAGGACAGCACUCCAGCCUCUUCCCCCUCCCCUCUCAACUUCAGGAGGAAGCAGCUCUUUGCUUCAGAAGAGAACCUGUCCUCCAGAUCCGCGAAGGGACCUGAGGAGACGGGAAGAACCUCUCCCAGUCACGCCUUCUCUGGGUCUGCAUCCUUGGAGACCUUCAAGUCCAUGUCUUUGCCGUCAUACAAGUUGCUCAGCAGUGAAGAGUACCUGGACACCAGCGUUCCUCCGAGUGUCGAGGGCACUAAAGAGACCAAAAAAACGGACCACAGGAAGCCCACCUUGCUGUCGCUGGUCACGGGGAAGAAGGAGGCAGUGAAGACCGGUGAUGCUGAGAAUAUUCCCGACAGCACCCUGCAGGACGAGGACAUCAGAAUUCCCGAGGAGAAGAGCGAGCAGGAGGCCAAACGACCUGAGAUUCCAGCAGAGGUGGGCAAAGAGAGUCCCUCAGAGGACAGCCAGCGCGCAGAGGACACCUUUGCAAGCAAGCAGCCGCUCAACCCUUUCGAGGAAGAGGGGAAACCCGAAAAAGCUGCUGCACCAGCAAAGACCAAAGCUGUCAAGCCCAGACUCCAUCCUGUGAAGCCGAUGAACGCCACGGCAAACAAGUCUCAGAGCAGAAACCUGAACGUCAUCAGCACCAUGAGUGAAAAGCUGCUGGAGAUGAACGUGAAG